Messenger RNA from Acromyrmex echinatior (Panamanian leafcutter ant), 1025 nucleotides. RefSeq names its product aminopeptidase N-like. Gene Ontology annotation, biological process: peptide catabolic process; proteolysis. Gene Ontology annotation, cellular component: membrane; cytoplasm. Lineage: Eukaryota; Metazoa; Arthropoda; Insecta; Hymenoptera; Formicidae. Gene Ontology annotation, molecular function: peptide binding; zinc ion binding; metalloaminopeptidase activity. The record is from RefSeq and is a predicted model, not a curated record.
UAUCGUGUUAAUUACGAUAUCAGGAAUUGGAAAAAAAUUUCACAAUACUUAAAUACUAAUGAGUAUGCGAAUAUACACGUUCUUAAUCGUGCUCAAAUCAUUGCUGAUUUACAUGCCAUGGUAAUAGAUGAUCGAAUAGAUGGUUAUUUAUAUCUUCAAUUGAUAAACUACCUCAAGCGAGAUACAAAUGGUGUAGCAUGGCAAGCAUUGUUAGAUAUUAUACAAACUAUGCCGAAGCCUCUCUUACUACCAGAAAUGAAACAUGUCAAGAAAAGCUAUGAACAACUCCUCCAUAAGUUUCUUCGGCACAUAAAAUACACAGGAAAUAGUAAUGAUGACGAUGUCACAAAAUUGACAAGGUUAAACGCUUUAAAAUGUGCAUGUAAGCUUGGUAUCAAGAAAUGCAAGGAAGUGACCGCGCUUAAAUUAAACAGACAUCUCAUCAAUCCCAAAACUUACAAAAUUCUACGAGGAGAAAAAUUUAUGUACUGUACUGGUAUGAUGGCAGCCAAUAGGACUACUUGGAAUAAAAUGUUUGACAUAUAUGUAAGAAGAAAACUAAAAGAGGAUACAAAAAGAUUAUUGAUGGGCUUGAGUUGCGCUGAAAAUCCUAAUAUCAUCAUCAACUAUUUAAAUAUAUUAGCAUUCAAUACUUCAUUUUUUGACAAUGAUGACCAUGCUCAUGUCUUCAAAUUUAUUCUUAAGAGGCAUUCACGCAACGAUAAAAUCCUUAAAUACAUAUUAAACAAUUUUGAAGCUAUAAAACCUAAAUCACUUAGUGCACCUGCAGUGAUAAAACUUAUUCUUAACAAUGUUUAUUUUUUUAGAGAAAUUGACAAGGUGGAAAAAUUCUCACAAACUAAUUUCAAACAACAUCCAAAAAUUUUGUCUGAAAUUAAAAAACUGAUAGACAAUAGUAGAGAAUAUCUUUCGACAGCCAUACGCGAUGUUAAAAGGAUGUUUACUUCCACAAAUUUCACGAGUUCUUCGCCUAGAGAGAAGUCAUACGUAUAAUAAAAACAUAA